Sipha flava (yellow sugarcane aphid) is the source of this 789-nucleotide messenger RNA. RefSeq names its product zinc finger MYM-type protein 5-like. NCBI's taxonomy places the organism in Eukaryota, Metazoa, Arthropoda, Insecta, Hemiptera, Aphididae. Bases 1 to 789 code for a protein of 262 amino acids. The record is from RefSeq and is a predicted model, not a curated record. The transcript has 2 exons.
AUGUCUAAUACAAUAAUCACUUCAAACUAUGAUGCUUUAAAUUUUUCUGAAAAUGAAUCUGACAAUUGUUUUACAGUAGAAAAUUCAGUGAUUGCUACUAAUUUUAAUUCGGAUGUUCAUAACUUUGAAAUUGAUAUUGAAUCAUAUCAAGAUCCGGGAAUGUGGCCUUUAGUGUUAAACAACACUUUUAUAGAAUUAUGCUGCUUAAAAGGACCAGCAUUUUUUCAGAAUAUGGAUCCAAAAAAAUGUCAUUCUUCCGAAAAAAAAUUUAAAAAUUAUCAUCGCUCAUUAAAUAUCUCAUUAUUCGAAUUAAAAUUGCCUAAUGGUGAAAUACACUCACGUAAAUGGCUUAUGUUUUCUGAACAAACUCGCAACGUUUACUGUUUUGUUUGUAAACUAUUUAAUAAAUCAAAUAAUUCAAGUUUUAUUAAUCCUGGUUUUAACAAUUGGAAAAAAUUUUACGAAAAAGUUAAAGAACAUGAAAAUAGAGCACACCAUCGUAAAUCAAUGUUAACUUGGUUAGAUCGUGUAAACACUAAACAUCGAAUAGACAAAACUAUGGCCGAAAAAAUGUUGAAUGAAAAAAAGUAUUUGGUUAAAGUGUUGCACCGUGUAGUAUCAGUUGUUAAAUUUUUGGCUGUUCGUGGGUUAGCAUUUGAAGAAAUAACUAAACAGUUACAAGAAACUAAAUACUUCGGUAUAAUUUUAGAUUCUACUCCAGAUAGAGCACAUAGAGAUCAAUUUGCUGUUGUUGUUAGAUACUGUUAUAAAGGGUUAGUUGUUGAGUGA